AUGACAAAGAGAAAAGCCUUGGGGUCUGAUGCCGAAGGUGCAAACCCACAAAAUAAUGAGGUGACUGCAUCCACUGCUUGUAAUAAUACACAACAAUCAACAAAGAGACAACGUAAACCAACCUCAAAAUUUUUAGAGCAAGCUUUAAAUAAAAAAAAAUCUGGAGCUUUGAAAAAUAAAGAAGGUUUGAUAAAUGACGAUUUUUGUUCAUCGUGUAAAGAUGGAGGUGAUUUGCUCUGUUGUGACAGUUGUGAAAAGUCAUUUCACUUAAUGUGUUUAAAUCCACCCCUUGAAGAGAUCCCAGAAGGUGAUUGGUAUUGUAAUUCUUGUAAAUAUAAAAAAAGUAAAACUAAUGUUACAAAAUCACCAUCAACCACAAUUAUAAAUAAUAAAACCUAUUUUAAAGAGUCAGAACAAUCUCCUGAAGAAAUGUCACCGCCAUAUUUGCCAAUAUCUUCAUCACCUAUUGGUAGUACAAUGUCAAGUUUAGUUGAUAAUUUAUCAUCAGUAAACCCUUCAACUUUUCAACUUCCACAAGAAUAUACAAAGAAUGUAAAUAGAAAUUCAUCAAAAAAAUUAAAUUGUUUAGUUUGUGAAGAAAGUUCAAAUAGUGGAGAUAUUUUGCAAUGUAAUAAAUGUAAUGCGGCUUAUCAUUCCACUUGCGUCGACUCAUCCUCUUUGGGAAAUAAAACAUCAGCUUGGUUAUGUCCAAAACAUAAUAAAAAUAUAGAAUCACAAUCAGCAAAUAAUAGUCAUAAUAAUACACCAAAAUUAGCAGGAAAAUCAAAAGAAAAAAAAGAGAGGACAAUAGCAGCAGGAUCUAACAAGAGUUCGGCACAGAAAAAAGAAACUGGGAAAAGGUUUGAAAAAUUAGAAAAAAUUGACAAAGAAUUUUCCCCAAAAGAAAAGAAAGAAACAACUAAAGAGAGAAAAGAUAAGGAAUUAACAGUUUGUCAUUCAUCGCCCGAAGAAAAAAAAAGCAAAAGUAAUACAUCAACACCUCAACUAUCUGGAAAAAAAGCAAAUAAAAAUAUGGCGACAGUUUCACCAUCCCCUUCUACUAGUAGCUUUAUUUCAAGUCUUGUUGAGAAAACUCAAAAAAAUAUAAGUGAUCCAAAUAAAAUAGGUAGCACUACAAAAAAUACAGGUAGCGAUGAUGAAUAUAGCGAUGGGUCAGAUUCAGAAAAAUAUAAAAAUAAAAAUAAAAAUAAAAAUAAUAAGGGUGUCAACAAUUCAUUAGAUAAUAGAAAUAACUAUAGCAAACCUAUACAGUCAACAGUUCUUUUAAGCAAGCUAGAGGAAUUAAAGCGAAUAAAAGAAAGCAAUCCCCAAAUGGAUGAGUCAUCACCAUCUCAAAGUCAUGGUUUACGUAAUAGUGAUCGUCAAAUAGACUUGGCUAAUAAACAACCUCAAUACCGACCUGUUGUAAAUAAGAAUAAGAAAAUACUAAAAACUCCAAUUUUAAGCGAAAGAUUUACUUUAGAUUUUUCAAAUAACCAAAAUCCACUUUUUAAUAAUACAUACAAACCCUCGUCUAAAGACCCAUUCUAUGAAAAUAUAUAUGGAAACGGCCAAACCAUGGAACAACUCUAUGACCAUCAAUUAAUUAAACAGUUAUUUGGUGAAAAAAAUUCAGAUAUAAUCCAAAAUAAUUUAAUGUACAACACUAAUAAUAAUAAUAAUAUUAAUAAUAUGAAUAAUAUGAGUAAUAUGAAUAAUAUGAAAAAUAUGGAUAAUAAUAUGAAUAAUAAUAAUAAUAAUAAUAUAAAUAAUAUUAAUAUAAAUAAUAUUAAUAAACCUGAUAUGACAACUAGAUCACCAACAAUCCAAAAUGAAAACGAUAAUAUAAACUACAACAUAAAAAAUAACAAUCAUUAUCAAUUAGAAAAAUUAUUAAAUGAACAAAGAAAGCUUUCAGUUGCGAGUAUGCCUUCUGAAUUUGGGAUUUUACCAAAUGAAGUACUUCAGCAACCAAUCGAUUCUGCCAACUCAAUAGUAAUGUCAAAUUUAUCACCACUUUUUACCCAAUUUUUAGCAUGGCAACGUUUAAUGCAAAUUAACCAUCAAAUAUUUCAAGCCAGAGCAAGUUUUCCUGAACUCUCACAACCUUUUUUUCCACAACCACAACAUUUUAAUGUUAAUAAUAACCAACGACCAAAUAACACUACUGCCACUACCACCACCACCGCUACCACUACCACAUCUAUCUCUACACCCACAUGUGAUUUAAAACCGAAUAGCAAUAAUAACGAUAAUAGCAAUAGUGACUAUAAUGGUGGUAAUAACAGUCAAGAUGCAAAACUUGCUGAAUAUGAAAAUAGCAGUGAAAAAAAAAUAUUAAAUAGAUCAGGUGAAGCUUCUCCAAAUACAACACCUUAUAAGCAAAUUAAAUUUAUAAAUUCAAGAAAUAGUGUAAAUAAAGAUAAAGAAAAUAAUAAUGAUAAAAAAUCAACAGAUGACGAAGGCGGAACACCUAGUAAAUAUAUCGCAACCUUAAAAUCCCCACUAGUUUUAUCAAUUCUUAAAUCACCAACAACAUCACCAUCCUCGUCCGCCUCAGCAUCCUCAACACUUCAAAAUCAUCCAUCCCCAACUUUACUUUCAUCCUCAUCUGCAUCAGACUCACCUCAACAGGAAUUAAAAAUUAAAUUAAAUAUAUCCCCAAUAUCAAGAAGAACGAAAUUAUAA
Molecule: messenger RNA, 2688 nt
Organism: Dictyostelium purpureum
Lineage: Eukaryota; Evosea; Eumycetozoa; Dictyosteliales; Dictyosteliaceae
Exons: 5
Coding region: 1-2688 (895 amino acids)
Biological process (GO): negative regulation of DNA-templated transcription
Cellular component (GO): nucleus
Molecular function (GO): transcription corepressor activity
Source: RefSeq, a predicted model, not a curated record